Molecule: messenger RNA, 1119 nt
Organism: Daucus carota subsp. sativus
Lineage: Eukaryota; Viridiplantae; Streptophyta; Magnoliopsida; Apiales; Apiaceae
Product: probable F-actin-capping protein subunit beta
Exons: 8
Coding region: 88-867 (259 amino acids)
Biological process (GO): cell morphogenesis; barbed-end actin filament capping; actin cytoskeleton organization
Cellular component (GO): F-actin capping protein complex; cytoplasm
Molecular function (GO): actin filament binding
Source: RefSeq, a predicted model, not a curated record
CAUACAAUUUUGAACGUCUCCUACACACACAAAACACACAGUAGGUGUUGGAGAGAGAGAAAGAGAGAGACAGAGAGAGGGAGAGAGAUGGACGCAGCGUUGGGAUUGAUGAGAAGAAUACCACCGAAGCACAUCGACACCGCACUCUCCGCUCUUCUCAGUUUGUUACCUCACCAUUCCGCCGAUCUUCUCUCCCAAGUCGAUCAGCCUCUCCAGGUGUUGAGCGAUAUUGAAUGUGGGAGGGAGUUUAUAUUGUGCGAGUAUAAUAGAGAUGCCGACUCUUACAGGUCACCCUGGUCAAAUAAAUACCAUCCUCCAUUGGAAGACGGGCCUUACCCAUCAUCAGAAUUAAGAAAACUUGAAAUUGAAGCAAAUGACGUCUUUGCAGUUUAUUGUGAACAGUAUUAUGAGGGCGGGAUUUCUUCAGUAUAUAUGUGGGAAGAUGAAAAUGAAGGAUUUGUUGCUUGCUUCUUAAUAAAGAAAGAUGGCUCGAAGUCCGGACAUGGUAGAAGAGGUUAUCUGCAAGAGGGCGCUUGGGAUGCAAUACAUGUAGUUGAGGUGGGGCCAGAUGAAAACGGAACUGCCCAUUAUUGUUUGACUAGUACUGUUAUGCUGUCUUUGACUACAAAUAAUGAGUCAUCAGGCUCCUUCAAUUUAUCAGGAUCAAUCAGAAGACAGAUGAAUAUGGACCUUGCAGUUGCAGAAGGUCAUCUGCAAAACAUGGGAAAGAUGAUAGAAGAACUAGAAGGGAAGCUGAGGAAUUCAUUAGACCAGGUUUAUUUUGGGAAAACAAAAGAGAUGGUUUGCACUUUACGACCGCCUGCUGAAUUACUGCAAAUGAGAUUCCCCCAUCAUCGAGAUGUGUGAGCUUUUUUUUGACAUAUGAAGUAGGAUCAUGUGUAGACCUGUUGUUUCUUGGUGAUUUGCAAAUUUAAUGAUGUGAUGAUGGGUUUUGGAAUGCAAUUAUAAUGUGUAUUAUUUUGGGAUUCAAAAGACCCCGAAUCAUGGAUUACCCCUCUAGAGUUGAGAUUGAACUGCAGAACUGGUAAAAUUUACUUUGUAGUUUGUAGAUAGAUAUUCUUGCAUGUGAAUUAAGACUUCAGGAACAUAUUUUUUUUA